GAAGUAAAUUAAAAAAUUCAUGUACUGAAACUCUUGUUUGAUGGGUUUUAUCUGUAUUUCUUCCUUUGUUGUUUACCUUUUCAGCUGUUGCUUUUAACUUUCGCCAUGAUAUUUGAAGAUGUUCAAGAAAUGGAUAAGUCUGGAACAUGGCAUAAUGUCUUCCAGCAAUUAAAUAACAAAGCAAAAGAAAAUGCUGCGUCGCAAGCGAUUGGUAAAAAACCCGAAAACAGAAAUCUUAAUCGAUACCGAGAUGUUGUUCCUUAUGAUCACAGUUUGGUUCGUUUGCAAAAUAGCGAUACAGAAUACAUAAACGCAAGCUUGUUGAAGGUUUGUCCCAUCAAUUGGAAAAAGUAUAUUUUAACUCAGGGACCUCUACCCAGUACAUGCACACACUUCUGGCAAAUGAUUUGGCAACAGAAGUCCUACACUAUUGUUAUGCUAAACAAAGUUGUUGAGAAGAACCAGGAUGCUACUGCUGGAACUAUUAAGAUAUCCGUAUCAAAGGAAGAAAAUUACAAUGAAUAUAUUGUAAGACAUUUGGUGAUUGAGCAUUUGAAGGAGCAUACAACGAGAGACAUUCGCCAUUUUCAUUAUGUUGCUUGGCCUGAUUUUGGUGUUCCUUCAUCACCUCAAGCAUUUUUGAAUUAUUUGCUGAAAGUCAAAGAAUAUCAGUCUUCAUUGAAGGGAGUUGGACUUGUAAUUCAUUGCAGUGCUGGGAUUGGUAGAACGGGACGCAAUUGCUCUCCUAGCAAUAUUUUUUCAACAUACUUAGUCAUUUUCAACAUAUUGAGUCAUUUCAUAAUCCAAGCAAAAGGUGAUAUGAUGAAGUAUGAUGUUAAGAGCAAACUACUAGAGCUCAGGACUUACCGAGCGGGUCUUAUUCAAACCACGGAACAACUUCAUUUUUCAUAUGUUGCAAUCUUGGAGGGGGCAAACAUGGUUUCACCGUCUGCCUAUAGUGCUGCCUAUUAUAGUAUGACUGAAGGAGAGUACUCUGAAGAAGAAGAUGAUGAUGACGAUGAAGAGGAUGAAGAAGAUGAUCUUCGAGAUAAGAAACACAUUGCUCCAAAAAGACCAGGGGAUACACAAGAUGAACAACCUGGAGCUAAGAAACCACAUCACGAAUUUCCAGAAAAUAAAAGCACAGUGCCAGAAUUUAAGAAGGAGAAGGAAAAAGACAAACAACAGCUUAAUACAAGUUCCCAAGCUGUUAAAGACACUACCAAAGACAAACUUCAACAGGAAUAUGGCGAUAAAUCUGGAUCCAAAAAGCAAAAAAACGAUGAGCAACAUCCAGUUGUAUCUGAGAAGAAGGAUAACAAGCAAUCAGUAACCGUGACGUCAGCCUUAUCAGACAUUCCGCCAGACAGUAAGAAAGACAAUUACAAAAAAGUUGAAAAAGAUGAGCCAUCACCUACUAAGGUAGCUAGUCCCAAAAACAAAGACCACUUGAUAGCAACCGAUACAUCAUUAAAGAUGAAAACGACAACAAACCAAAAAGUUGAGGAAAUACCGGCAACUACUAAAACUGCAAACACGGCAAAGGCAACGAGCCACAAAGAAAACGAUUCGGCAAAGAAGGCAAAGACAACAAGCCACAAAGAAAACGAGUCAGCAUCUGCUGCAUUAGCAAAGACGGCAAAGACAACAAGCCACAAAGAAAACGAUUCGGUAAAGAAGGCAAAGACAACAAGCCACAAAGAAAACGAUUCGGCAAAGAAGGCAAAGACAACAAACCACAAAGAAAACGAUUCGGCAAAGAAGGCAAAGACAACUAGCCAUAAAGAAAAAGAUUCAGCAAAGAAGGCAAAGACAACAAGCCACAAAGAAAACGAUUCAGCAUCUGCUGCAUUAGUCAAAACGGCAAAGACAACAAGCCACAAAGAAAAGGAUUCAGCAAAGACAACGAGCCACAAAGAAAACGAUUCAGCAUCUGCUGCAUUAGCAAAGACGGCAAAGACAACAAGCCACAAAGAAAACGAUUCAGCAAAGACAACGAGCCACAAAGAAAACGAUUCAGCAUCUGCUGCAUUAGCAAAGACGGCAAAGACAAAAAGCCACAAAGAAAACGAUUCAGCAACUGCUGCAUUAGCAAAGACGGCAAAGACAACAAGUCAGGAGGAUGACGACUCAUCAACUACAGCUUUAGCAAAGACGGCGAAGACAACAAGUCAGGAGGAUGACGACUCAUCAACUACAGCUUUAGCAAAGACGGCAAAGACAACAAGUCAGGAGGAUGACGAUUCAGCAACUACAGCAUUAGCAAAGACGGCAAAGACAACAAGUCAGGAGGAUGACGAUUCAGCAACUACAGCAUUAGCAAAGACGGCAAAGACAACAAGUCAGGAGGAUGACGACUCAGUAACUACAGCAUUGGCAAAGACGGCAAAGACAACAAGUCAGGAGGAUGACGAUUCAGCAACUACAGCAUUAGCAAAGACGGCAAAGACAACAAGUCAGGAGGAUGACGACUCAGUAACUACAGCAUUGGCAAAGACGGCAAAGACAACAAGUCAGGAGGAUGACGAUUCAGCAACUACAGCAUUAGCAAAGACGGCGAAGACAACAAGUAAGGAGGAUGACGAUUCAGCAACUACAGCGUUAGCAAAGACGGCGAAGACAGCAAGUCAGGAGGAUGACGAUUCAGCAACUACAGCUUUAGCAAAGACAACAAGUCAGGAGGAUAACGAUUCAGCAACUACAGCUUUAGCAAAGACGGCAAAGACAACAAGUCAGGAGAAUGACGAUUCAGCAACUACAGCUUUAGCAAAGACGGCAAAGACAACAAGUCAGGAGGAUGACGAUUCAGCAACUGCAACAUCAACAAAGACAGCAAGGACCACAAGUCACAUAGAUGACGAUACAGAAACUGGUUCAUUAGCAAAAAAGGCUAAGACAACAAGUCAUCAGGAUAACGACAGAGCAACUGCUGUAUUAGCAAAGUCAAAAGAUACCACAAGCCAUGAAGAUGACGAUACUGAACCUGCUACAUUAGCAAAAAAGGCAAAGACAACAAGCUCCGAAGAUAACGAUUCAGCAACUAUUUCAAUAGCGAAGGCCUCAGAAAAGAUAACAAGCUCCGAAGAUAACGAUACUACAACUGCUAUCAUAGCUGAGACAACAAACCUCGAAGAUAACGAUACAGUAACUGUUACAUUAAUAAAGACGACAAGCCACAAAGAUGACGAUCAAAUUAAUGAACAAAUAACUAAUUUUAAUACAUUUGAUUAUUGUCUUGACACAGAUGAACAGAUGUCUCCUAAAUCUAGCGUGUGUUCUGGUCAUUUUUCUAGUGAUUUAAAUGUGAAAAUUUCCCAAGAUGUUAUUAGUUGUAGAGAUACAUCAUUAGAAAGCUCAAGUGCGGAGAAGAUUGUUGAUAGAUGGGAGUGUGGCGAAGAGGAUGCUUCUGGAUCAACUGAAAAUUUUUCAAAACGCUCUUCAAUCAAACAGAGUUCAAUUGAAUCUAGCAACACUAAGUCAGUUUCGUUUGAAUCUUUCCACAAGGAAAAGCAAGUACGUGAUGUGAUGGAUAGGGACGUUGCAGGAAAUGUCGAGGAAAAAGAAACAGAAAGUUCUCACGCUCGCCGCCGAGAUGUGGAGAAUCGUAAACGAAAUCUUGCGAACAAAGUAGAUGAAAUACGAAAGAAAAUGAAAAAUAGUGAAGAAAGAGAAGAUUCUUAUGCUACAACAAUUGUUGGACUUGUCUUGUGUGUUGUCGUUGCAGGAUUUGCGUUUUUUUACUGUCGCUGCAAUCAAUAAAGUUCGUUGUAUGUAUUUAACGAACACGUUGAUAUUUUUCCAUCAAACAAUUAUUCCCCAUCAAUUGAUCAUAUCAUGGGCAAUGAUUUCGAAUGCUCCUGCCUUCGCGUUAAUUCAUUGCAAAAUUUAAUUAAAACCAUUCGUAGACUUGUAUAGUAUUCACUGUGAAAGUAAAAUUAUCAAAGAGAACUUGCAUGUAUAUCAUUGGAUAAGAGGUAAAAAGUUCGAUGAAAGAAUAUUUUUUAAUCUACGCCGGCCUCAUUAUAUGUUAAUAAAGUUUUAAUAGUUUAA
Messenger RNA from Xenia sp. Carnegie-2017, 4050 nucleotides. Its product is annotated as titin homolog. The record is from RefSeq and is a predicted model, not a curated record. Lineage: Eukaryota; Metazoa; Cnidaria; Anthozoa; Malacalcyonacea; Xeniidae. Gene Ontology annotation, molecular function: protein tyrosine phosphatase activity. Gene Ontology annotation, biological process: protein dephosphorylation.